Molecule: messenger RNA, 1745 nt
Organism: Hipposideros armiger (great roundleaf bat)
Lineage: Eukaryota; Metazoa; Chordata; Mammalia; Chiroptera; Hipposideridae
Gene: UPK2
Product: uroplakin 2
Exons: 9
Coding region: 852-1406 (184 amino acids)
Biological process (GO): epithelial cell differentiation
Cellular component (GO): apical plasma membrane
Source: RefSeq, a predicted model, not a curated record
UUCACUUCUGGGCUGCUCCAACAUCCCCAGCUUGGUGGAGACACCUUUCUGGGCCUGGAGGAGGACCGUCCGGGCAUCCUGGCUUCCCCACUUACUCCAGCUGCCUGGCUUCCUGAUAGAUGGGGAGAGCGCAAACGCAGUCCCCCACUACCACAAAUCAUGCAGUCGAAUUUCCCACAAUUGGGGAAAUUGCAGGGGUCAGCACAUCCAGAGUGCAAUGGAUAAGCCUUGCCCUGAGAAAACCACCUUCAUGAUCAUGGUAUCUCCCCUGCCAGCCUUUUCCAGCCUCAGAUCUCAAGGAUAAAGGCUCUGCCAUUUCCCAUCACACCAUCAUAUGAUAUUGAUCUGUUCAACAGAGGUUGCUGUGCCCAAGGCUGACUGUGCCCACCCCCACCCCUAGACUGGGGCAACCUCAGAACUUGCUGCCCCGCUGCGGAGACCUCCCACCACUUGGGGAAGCUCUUUUCUGCAGGCCAGGCUCCACAUGCUUAUGCAGGCAGGAGCACCAGUGCCCUUGCAUGUGAGAGUCCCAGAAGAAGGGGUGAUUUCCACCACCCCUCACCUUAGUUACCCUGCCCCUCUGCAGCUGACUAAGCCACCAAGAUCCAGCCAAGAUCUCUAAUCCUGGCCGGGGGGGGGGGCCAACUACCCAUCCUGAAAAACCUGUCUGGCUCCACCUGCCUCCCCCCAUAUCCCCCCCCCCAGGCUGUAGGGCCCAAGGGGCAGGUUGGACAAGAUUCCCCUCCAGCCCCUCCCUCCCCCAGGACAAAACCAGCCACCCCAGAGGCAGGGCCUCACUUGCCUCAGGAAGCUACAGCCUGCCAGCGCUUGUUUCAGCUUCCAGCCCAGCUAUGGCAUUCCCACUACCCAUCAGAACCUCGUCCUUGAUCCUGAUUCUGCUGGCUGUUCUGGCCCCAGGAGCUGCAGACUUCAACAUCUCAAGCCUCUCUGGUCUGCUGUCCUCGGCGCUAACAGAGAGCCUGCUAGUAGCCUUGCCCCCCUGUCACCUCACAGGGGGCAAUGCCACACUGAUGGUCCGGAGAGCCAAUGACAGCAAAGUGGUGAAAUCUAGCUUUGUGGUGCCUCCAUGCCGUGGGCGAAGGGAACUGGUGAGUGUGGUGGACGGUGGGGCUGGCUUCACGGUCACCCGGCUCAGUGCUUACCAGGUGACAAACCUCGUGCCAGGAACCAAAUACUACAUUUCCUACCUAGUGAUGAAGGGGACAUCCACUGAGUCCAGUAGAGAGAUCCCAAUGUCUACACUUCCUCGAAGGAAGGUGGAAUCCAUUGGGCUGGGAAUGGCCCGGACAGGGGGCAUGGUGGUCAUCACAGUGCUGCUCUCUGUCGCCAUGUUCCUCUUGGUUCUGGGCUUCAUCAUCGCCCUGGCACUGGGUACCCGAAAGUGAGGAGACCUGCACUGGGCAGUGGGCUCCUCCAGGAAGUCCAGGACACCGUCCAUCUCUCCAGCACAGAGUUUUGCCUUUUGCUCCUGUCUCCUCUCCUGAAAAGACUGCCUGCUCUCCGUCCUCAAUCACCAGUCUUUGGCUCCUUCAGUGCCUUUACCUCCAUUCCCUUUACUCCCUCCGCCCCUCUCCUUGUCCCCUAAUGCUUCAUUUUAGCCCAACUCUCCCUAUUAUUCCUUUCACCCCACCCCUAUCAGAAUUCGUUUUCCUUCCAUUUCACCUAUUUAAUUACCCCCAAGAACAAUUCACCCCUCCUUGGUGAACUAAGUCCCUACAAUAAAG